CUUCAGUCGUAUAUUGAGCGCAAUUUGAAUGGACAGUGAAUAAAAACGCAAUUUAUGCGAAAAUAAUAUCAAUAUAAUUCAGUUUGACAAAUAAAAUAGAACAUUAAAAAAUAUUAAGCAAUUAAUUUGCGGCAGUUUAUUUCGCGACUAAAACUUUUGUGUUUGUUAAUUAAUUUUGUUGAAUCGUUGCUAAAUAUGUCCAAUGUUAAAGGAACCGAUGUGAAACCAUCACAGGCACUGAACUUAGAUGCGAAUCAGCAGAAAAAGUUCAUUCGAUUUUACAAGAGUCUGGGUGACAAACCAGCAUCGACCGUUCGUUUUUUUGAUCGAAACGACUAUUACAGUUUGCACGGUGAAGAUGCUUACUUGGCUGCCAAAGAGGUAUUCAAAUCAACGGCCAAUGUUAAAACCAUGGCACCUGAUGGCGCCACGCAACUCGAUUACAUCUGUUUGAACAAAGGCAAUUUUGAAGUUCUCUUGCGUGAAUUAUUGCUGGUCAAAAACUAUCGUGUCGAAGUUUUCACAAAGGAGCAAACCGGCGAAUUUUCGAUAGAAUUUAAAGGAUCACCCGGCAAUUUAAUCCAAUUCGAAUCAAUGCUCUUCAACAACGUAGACAUGGUGGUUGGCUCGUCGAUUCUAUCCGUCAACAUGAAACAGAAUGGACCGCAGAAGACCAUCGGUGUGGCGUGCGUUGAACAAAAUGAGCAAACAUUCUCCGUGAUUGAAUUUGACGAUAAUGAUUUUUAUUCGGAAUUAGAAGCGACAAUUGUUUUACUCGGGCCAAAAGAAGCUAUAUUGCCAUCGAUUGAUGGUGAAUACGAACGAAUCAAUCAAUUGUUGGAACGGAAUUCCGUUAUGGUAACGGUACGUAAAAAGAGCGAGUUUACACAUGAAAAAUCGAAUUUGGAACAAGAUCUCAACACAUUACUGCAAUUCAAAGACGGACAACAGGCAAAUGCAAACUCAUUGAAAGAGCUAAAAUUGACUGUGGCAAUGGCAUCGUUGAACGCAGCCAUUCAGUAUUUAGAUUUAGUAUCUGAUGCUUGUAAUCAUGGUCACUACAAGAUGAAUAUGAUGAACCUGAAUCGUUAUGUUCAUUUGGAUGCGGCCGCUGUAUCGGCGUUGAAUUUAUUACCGAAACCAGGCACUGCCGUCAAUUCGCAGGCGUACAAGUGGCAAAGCAUUUUGGGCGUUUUGGAUCGCUGCCAGACACCACAAGGACAUCGAUUGAUGGCACAAUGGGUUAAGCAACCUCUUCAAAGUAAGGAAUUGAUCAAGGAUCGUCAUGAUAUUGUUGAAUGUUUCAUCGAUGCAAGUACGGCCCGUGCAGACUUGUAUGAAGACUACAUGAAACGUAUGCCAGAUGUUUUGAUGUUAAGCAAAAAAUUGCUACGUAAACGUGCCACACUGCAAGACAUUUAUCGUUUGUAUCAAGUUGUGAUUCGGACACCGAAAAUCGUUGAAGUUCUCAAGGAUUUGGAUUGCAAAACAAUUGACAAGUCUCUAUGCGAACCAAUUAAGGAUACGCUCGAUGAGCUUGGCAACUACAAGAGCAUGGUCGAACAAAUCAUUGAUAGAGAUGAGGUGGAAAAGGGUGAAUUUAUGGUGCGUCCAUCAUUCGACGAAGAGCUUGGCGAGUUGAAAAAGACAAUGGACGAGUUUGAGUCGAAAAUCGCAAAGGUUCGAUCAAAGGCGGUUGAUGAUUUGAAUAAUGAUUCCGUCAAAUUGGAAUAUGUAUCACACUUGGGCUAUCAUUUCCGUUUGACAUUGAAAGAAGAGUCUGCAUUGCGUAAUAAUAAAAAAUACCGAACUAUCGACACCCUUAAAGGCGGCAUUCGGUUCACAAAUGAUGCGUUGGAAAAAUUGAACAAAGAUUUCAUGGAAGCUCGAGUACAAUAUGAAACACAACAGCAAUCGAUCGUUGAGGAAGUUAUCAAAACGGCAUUGAGCUAUUUAGGUUCGUUUACUAGAUUAAACAAUCAUAUCGCUGAAUUGGAUUGUCUGUUGAGCUUUGCCAUAGCUGCUGUGUCGGCUCCAAUACCAUACGUUAAACCAAAAAUGUCAGAUGAAUCACCGCGAAUUCUCAAUCUCCAAGGAAUGCGACAUCCGUGUCUUGAAUUGCAAGAAGAUAUAACCUUCAUUGCAAACGACGUUGCAUUCAAAGAAGACGAAACUAACAUGUACAUCAUUACAGGGCCAAAUAUGGGUGGAAAGUCAACGUACAUUCGUAGCGUUGGUGCAGCUGUGCUUAUGGCACACAUUGGAUCGUUUGUUGCGUGUGAAGAAGCCCAAAUACCAUACGUUGACUCAAUUCUUGGUCGCAUUGGUGCAGACGACAAUAUUUCGAAGGGACUAUCUACUUUUAUGGUUGAAAUGAUCGAAACAGCUGGCAUUGUUCGCACGGCGACAUCAAAAUCGUUGGUUGUAAUUGACGAAUUGGGCCGUGGCACGUCUACAUAUGAAGGAUGCGGAAUUGCGUGGUCAAUUGCCGAGCAUUUAGCCAAGGAGACAAAGUGCUUCACACUGUUCGCCACACAUUUCCAUGAAAUCACCGAUUUGGCCAAUACAUUGAGCACUGUCAAGAACAGUCACAUGGUUGCUAUCUCAGAUAAGGACACAUUCACGUUGUUGUAUCAAGUUCGAGCCGGCGUCAUGGACAAAAGUUUCGGUAUUCACGUGGCAAAAUUGGCCAACUUCCCGGAUGAAGUCGUGGAUUUGGCGCAAAAAAUCUAUGAUGAAAGCGAAGAUCAUUAUUCGCAAUUGAAAUCACAGGAUGAUGAAGAUGCGGCCAAAAUUUUUUUGGAAGCCAUUGAAAAACUCACAGCCAUCGAUCCGGAACUGGUUGACGAUUCGAAAAUCAAUGAACUUGCCAAAAAUAUCAAUAUCAAAGUCAAAAACUCCAACAACACGUAUUUCCGAGAGCAGUUCCCACAGCUAUUCCACUAAUCUUCAGCCGAACCAUUUUUACAGAUUUUCUUGAUUUUUUGAAAAUUUCUUUGUGAUAUUUCAAAUGCUCACAGUAUACUUUAUAUAUAUUUCGAUAAUCCAAUUUAAGACAAUGGCAUUCCAAUUCCGAUCUAAUCAGACAUUUUAAAAUGUACAAAAGAAUUUUCGUUCCGUUCAAACAAACUGUAUUUCAUUUUCUUUGUAAAGCAGAGAGAUAACGUUUAAAUAUCAUUCAUCCAUUCUGCGUAUAAAUAUUAUGAUAAAUAAAUAUCGUCAAAGUUCAAACGGUUAAAAUGGACUAAUUUCUCAGAAAAUAACAA
Contarinia nasturtii (swede midge) is the source of this 3266-nucleotide messenger RNA. It is a transcript of the gene spel1, whose product is annotated as DNA mismatch repair protein spellchecker 1. Gene Ontology annotation, biological process: mitotic recombination; mismatch repair. Gene Ontology annotation, cellular component: MutSalpha complex; nucleus. The transcript has 11 exons. The record is from RefSeq and is a predicted model, not a curated record. NCBI's taxonomy places the organism in Eukaryota, Metazoa, Arthropoda, Insecta, Diptera, Cecidomyiidae. Gene Ontology annotation, molecular function: ATP binding; ATP-dependent DNA damage sensor activity; mismatched DNA binding. The coding region runs from base 196 to 2946 and encodes 916 amino acids.